Molecule: messenger RNA, 2250 nt
Organism: Penicillium brasilianum
Lineage: Eukaryota; Fungi; Ascomycota; Eurotiomycetes; Eurotiales; Aspergillaceae
Source: the annotation of a GenBank genome assembly
AUGACGAGACCCCAAAUGAUUCGAGCCGAUACCUUGGACCUUCAAGACCACGAUACCCCCUCGGCCAAAGAUCAUACCAAGCAACCCGAACAUCCUAAACCCCUUGGGGGCGGCCGGCCUGCCCCUCACCAGGAACUUUCCAUUCGCCAUGCCGAGCAAGACUCAAAGUCGGAGAUUUUGAGUGGACCCUCGUUGAACGGCAAUCAUGAGUACCGAGACGGCGUCGAUAUGUACGGAGAGCAAGAAGAGACAGACGAGGACAUAGGACGCAACGGAGAAUAUGACCACGAAGAAGAUGGCGACUUGGCGGACGGCGAAAGCGACGAUCUUCUCGACGACGACAUGAUGGACAAGCUAUCUAGUUCUCCUUCUAUCGAUGACGAGGAUAUUGACUUCGAAUUCGUCUACGCACUUCACAAUUUCAUCGCAACCGUUGAUGGGCAGGCAAACGCCGCUAAGGGAGAUACCAUGGUGCUUCUGGACGAUAGCAACAGUUAUUGGUGGCUUGUACGAGUGGUCAAAGACGGAAGUAUCGGAUACCUCCCUGCUGAACACAUCGAAACUCCCACCGAGCGACUUGCUAGAUUGAACAAACACCGCAAUGUCGAUCUCUCUGCAACCAUGCUAGGGGAUAACUCUGAAAAGUCCAAGAAUCCCCUGAAGAAGGCUAUGCGACGACGAAACGCCAAGACUGUCAACUUUGCCCCACCGACAUACAUCGAAGCCUCGGACGUUGAAUACUCAACAGAUGAGGAAGAUGAGCAUGGCGACUUCUUCAAUGAUGAUGAAACUGUCGAGUCAGAGGACGGCGAAGCUCAAGAGCAAAAUGAAGAUAUUGUUGUGGAGCCUCUCCGCACGAAAUCUGAGAGGGAAAAGCUCACAGAACGGGCGGAGGGUACACAGUCGCCUGAAAAGCAAGAGCCAGAGCGAACGAGCUAUGAACCAAGACGGUCAAGCGAGGAGUUCUUUGAUCCGGAAGAACCUACUGUUAGUAGAUCCAGAAACGGCACUGUACGCAACACAGAUUCUUUCUUCAAGGAUGACACCGCCGAGCCCAAGAAGAUUUCCCUCACGCCUAAUCUGCUGCGUGAUGAAUCCAGCAGCACCACUUGGACCAGUGACUGGAAAGACACGGGUCGCGGAAGCUUCGAAUCGAUCGACAAAUCUACUGCCUCGCACGACAAAGGUAAAGACGACAAGAAGCGCAAGGACAAGAAACCUGGGAUGCUCAGCGGUUUAUUUAAACGGAAGGAUAAAAAGAACAAGUCAAUUGACGAUGAUUUCGAGGAGGCUGAGCGAUCUCCAGCCGAGUCUGCCUUCCGAGCUUCACCUCAACCUAAGACAUCCCUGGAGUCUUUGUCGCCAGAACUGCGGUCUGUCAAGCCACAGCGGCAGACCAGCAACAAGCUGCAGAAGCAACCGCCAUCCAUCGCGUCUUCCACCUCUCGGACUGAUGGACAGGCCGAUGUUGCAACAGAAGACACGACCAAGGAAAGGGAGCUCGUGAGCGGGAACCAGACGGCCCAGUCUAUUCGACGAGUCACAUCUCGAGAAACUGACAGCCGCAACGAGAGCCCAGGAGCUGCAGCUUCUCCUGUGAGCCAUCGAAGUCCCUCGAAGGAGUCUUUUGCUACUCCGUUCGAAUCUCAAGACACAUUGGCUUCUCCCAUUGAUCGCCCAUCCAGCGAAGCCCAGUGGAGAGAACCAUACGAGUCAAAUGAGCGGGCCCAGCCUUCCGUGACCUCCCCACCGCAAAGAUUCACCCCGAAGAUAGUGGCUGGCCAUGCCGACUCGGGAUCGCAAUCUCCAGACAGCUUCUCUCCGGUCGAGUCUCAUAUUAUAAUCGGCGCGCCCGGGCUGACCAAGGAAGCCGUAUUGAGGGCCCGGUCCAUCUCCCCUGUCUCACCACCUUCGUCGCCCGAGGUCGACGUUAACGACCUCAAGUCCGGCGAGGCUACUCAUAUGUCACUAGACACGCUUUCCGUUGACACAACGACCUGGAGUGAUGCCAGCCUACGAUCAUACCUCGACGAAGAUAACGACAUUCGCGACCUUUUCAUUAUUGUCCACGACAAAUCCAAUAUUCCCCCAGCCGGUCCUGACCAUCCCGUGACUGGUCGUCUCUUCAAGGAAGAGAGCAAACGGCUCAAAGAGAUGAACAAUCAACUCGACGAGAUGCUUGUCAAGUGGAUGUCUCAGCGCCAAAGACGCUCUAGCACAACGCGGAGUAUGCAGAGUCCGGCUGUGUAG